Messenger RNA from Haemonchus placei, 1428 nucleotides. The record is from the annotation of a GenBank genome assembly. NCBI's taxonomy places the organism in Eukaryota, Metazoa, Nematoda, Chromadorea, Rhabditida, Trichostrongylidae.
AUGGAGGUGGACGAGGGGCCAGUCGCAACUGGAAACGGAAUCAAAACGUUUGUAGAUGAGGUUGAACAUACAGUAAGGCAAGCCCGAGUUGCAGCGCAUAGUCAUGUGAAAGGCUUAGGGCUUGAUCCUGUGACCAGAGAAGCUCUUCCUAACGCUGGAGGGCUUGUAGGGCAAACACUUGCUCGCACCGCUGCAGGGGUGUUUGUUGAUUUGGUCAAAAUGAAAAAUAUGGCUGGGAGAGCACUACUUCUUGCAGGACCACCGGGAACAGGAAAAACUGCUAUCGCUCUAGCCAUCGCUCAAGAACUGGGUGACAAAGUUCCAUUUUGUCCGAUCGUGGCAUCCGAAGUCUAUUCCAGCGAAGUGAAGAAGACAGAAAUUCUCAUGGAAAACUUUCGCAGAGCUAUAGGCUUACGUGUGAAGGAGAAAAAAGAAGUCUAUGAAGGUGAAGUAACAGAGCUUACGCCUGUCGAGACGACGAAUCCGCUUGGAGGAUAUGGGAAAACCAUUUCGCAUUUAAUCAUCUCACUGAAGACUGCCAAGGGAAGCAAGCAGCUCAAAUUGGACCCAAGUAUUUAUGAUAGCAUUCUCAAGCAGAAGGUCGAAAUCGGUGACGUGAUCUAUAUCGAAGCUAACAGUGGCGCUGUAAAGCGUUUGGGGCGCUGUGAUGUCUAUGCCUCCGAGUUCGAUCUUGAAGCUGAUGAGUUCAUCCCACUUCCCAAAGGUGACGUUCACAAGACCAAAGACUUAGUUCAGGAUAUUACCUUGCACGACCUCGAUGUCGCCAACGCUCGCCCUCAAGGCCAACAAGGCAAUCUUAGCUCUGUGUUUAGUCAAUUGUUCAAACCCAAGAAGACCGAAAUAACGGAUAAGCUCCGCACUGAAAUCAACAAUGUCGUCAACGACUACAUAGAUCAAGGAGUAGCCGAGUUGAUGCCUGGGGUGUUGUUCAUUGAUGAAGUACAUAUGUUAGAUUUGGAGUGUUUCACUUAUCUCCAUCGAGCUCUUGAAAGUACAAUCAGUCCCGUUGUAAUUUUUGCCACAAAUAGAGGAGUGUGCAAGAUAAGAGGCUCGGACGAGAUGUCACCUCACGGAAUGCCUCGAGAUCUCCUUGAUAGAGUUCUGAUCGUGCCAACCAUUGAGUAUUCUGUAGAAGAACUCAAAAAGAUAAUCUCUAUUCGAGCUGCCGCCGAACAUGUAAAUUUGUCACCAUCUUGUUUGAAAAUUGUCGCAGAUCUUGCACACGAGACCUCAAUGAGGGCGGUUGCUCAACUGCUUACUCCUGCACGGAUACAUGCUCAAGUCAGUGGUCGCGAUAUUGUUGAGGAUGAUGACAUCAGGGAAAUCACGGAACUCUUCGUUAUCAAUCGACGUAAUGAUAAUCAGUCGGCCGUUUCUGAUGAGUCUGAGUCUACUGCCCACACUUAA